GAAACAUAGAUAUGGAUCUAACAUGAAAUGGUAUCACAGACAAUGGGAACAGGAGAAUACUACCGACAACUUUUUCAGAUGGCUAGAUUCGGGAGGCGGCAAGAAUCUUUCCCUGCGCGAGUGUCCGCGAGAGCGAUUAGAAAAUGAGCGCAUCGUUUACCUAUCUGCAGAGCAACGUAAGAUCAGUUUGAUCCCCGGAUAACACAACAUGCAACGUUUCACUUAUAGGUUCAAAUUAUCUUGUCAACGUCGACAAGGAAGGAAAGCUUCACUGGGCUCGGAAUGGUGUGUUGGUAGAUACAACUGACAAUCGGUGGAAAGACCAAGGUCAAGGUCAAGGCAUCGUUCCCGAAGGUGUAUCCAAGAACCCAGCAACACCUCGGCGCGACGGUUUUGAUAAAGUCUCGUCACUCUCUAAGGAUCAAAUGCCAACGCACUAU
This is a messenger RNA of Serpula lacrymans var. lacrymans S7.9, 440 nucleotides long. RefSeq lists its product as uncharacterized. The coding region runs from base 23 to 202 and encodes 59 amino acids. The transcript has 6 exons. NCBI's taxonomy places the organism in Eukaryota, Fungi, Basidiomycota, Agaricomycetes, Boletales, Serpulaceae. The record is from RefSeq and is a predicted model, not a curated record.